This is a messenger RNA of Anoplophora glabripennis (Asian longhorned beetle), 1536 nucleotides long. Its product is annotated as G protein-activated inward rectifier potassium channel 3-like. Gene Ontology annotation, biological process: potassium ion import across plasma membrane; regulation of monoatomic ion transmembrane transport. NCBI's taxonomy places the organism in Eukaryota, Metazoa, Arthropoda, Insecta, Coleoptera, Cerambycidae. Bases 1 to 1536 code for a protein of 511 amino acids. Gene Ontology annotation, molecular function: inward rectifier potassium channel activity. The transcript has 5 exons. The record is from RefSeq and is a predicted model, not a curated record. Gene Ontology annotation, cellular component: plasma membrane.
AUGGAAAAAAUUAUUUGGAUUGCGAAUAAAAUAAAAGACAAGAGAAGGAGGCCGUUUGGUCCACCCAUAAGAAACACAAAUCUAAAAAGAAGAGCCAUACUGAAGAACGGAGAAUAUAACAUUCUUCCUCCGAAAUUUCCUAGAAGGUACAUCCACUACGUCCACGAUAUCUUUACCAGUUUGGUCGACGCAGAAUGGAAGUGGACCCUACAAGUACUGGGAAUAGGCUUCACGGGAGGCUGGUUGAUAUUCUCUUUGAUAUGGUGGCUUAUAGCAUUUGUCCACAAGGACCUGCAUGAGGAUCACUUGCCUUCCAGACAGGUAGAGACAGGUUGGACACCCUGCGUUCUGAACAUCCACGGUUUUCCUUCCUGCUUCCUAUUUUCUUUGGAAACUCAGCACACCACAGGUUACGGUUUGAGAGUCAUCACGGAAGAAUGCCCAGAAGCGAUCUUCAUCAUGUGCUGUCAGUGCAUCAUCGGUAUGAUAAUAGACGGAUUUACUGUGGGGGUGGUCAUAGCCAAGCUGAUGAGACCACGACUGACGAAUUUCACGAUUCAGUUCAGUCGAAAUGCAGUGGUCGCACCAAGAAACGGAGAGUUGUGCAUGAUGUUCAGAGCUGGGGAUCUGAGGAUGGCUCCACUUGUAGGAGCCAGCAUAAGAGCCAUACUCAUACACAACAGAAAAACGAAGGAAGGGGAAAAACUAAAAUUCUUCGAAACCGAUCUUGAAGUUGAAGUAGACAGUGCCGGUAGCGAUUUAUUUUUUCUGUGGCCAAUAACAAUAGUACACAGAAUCAACGAGGACUCGCCGUUUUAUCAGUUGUCUGCUGCCGAUAUGCUACGAUGCAAAUUCGAAAUUAUCCUGAUACUAGAGGGUACCAUCGAGAGUACCGGACAAGGAACUAACGCGCAAACAAGCUACUUGGCCAAUGAAAUCCUAUGGGGACACAGGUUUGACACCAUGGUAUGCUUUAAUGAUGAACAUCAGUGCUACGAGGCGAAUUAUGAUAAGUUUGAGAAAACCCUGCAAAUACAGAUGCCCAUGUGUUCCGCUGCCGAUCUUAAAGAUAGAGGUUCACAAAAUUUGGAAGAAACCAUUAAACCUGCUACCGAAAUAUCAGAAGAGGACAAAGAAUCCCUCGAACUUCCUUACACACCCAAUCGCAGGAAAAAUGAACAGAGGAAUGGUGAAGACACUGUUACCAAAUAUGUUCCAAAAGAACCCCAACAACGUUCCGUACCUUCAGGAUCACCCCCAAGGUACACAUCUAGCGAAACUCGCCAUAGAACGCUAUCCCUUCAAAAUGAAUCGCAUAGACCUAAUGAGUAUGCAGAAGACCAUUCACCAAGACCACUGUUUGAACAAUACCCUUCAAGAAGACAUACGAUUGAACUGGAUGGCUCCAUUCAAAGACCAAAAUUGAUUAAACCGUCGGCAAGUCGUUACAAGUAUACGCACUAUACACAGUAUGAAAAUAUUCCUGAGGAGGAAGAAAGAAGCGAAACACCUCCGUUUCCUAUUAGUUGGGUUUAG